AUGUCAAAGGGAAAGAAGAGUACAUCGGGUGAUAUUGGAGUGAAAUAUGGGCGAUCGGAUCUCACUCGUAUGGGUCUGUUCAGUGAACCUCAAUAUGUAUCUAGCGGAGAGUCAUACAACAGUAAAAAGCAAGCAUCGGCACUCGACUACCGUACAAAGGGAAAACAAUUCUUGACUGCUCCAGCAAAACGUGGUCAAGAUACAAAGGAUGCAUAUUUUGACAAGGAGUACAUUCGAUUGUUUGAAAAUGAGCCAUAUACAGAUCUGGUAGUAUUGCGUCGCAGAUGGCGAAUUCAGGCAAAAGAGAGAAAUAUUACAAAUGUGCCUUUUAAGCCGUCUAGUGUACCGCCUAAACCAUCUGGAAAAGGAUGCCACUGGGGUACAAUUGAGCAGCAAUGGCCAUUGGAUACCAAAGGAUUUGAUCUACCACUCAGUCAUCGAGAAACGGAUGUUGAAAAGCCUGUUCAUGAACCUAAAAACUUUCUUACUGCUCCUCCCAAACAAGGCAGUGGAUAUGGAUAUGCAAAUAUUACUAUUGGAAAGUCAUAUCAAUAUGAGAGUGAUCCGUUUGACCGCAGUGAAAAACUUGACAAGCAAGAACGAAGCGAAAACAAAAAAAAGAUGAUUGGUGAACGUCCAUUUGUUUCUUCGAGUAUCAACCAUGAGUUUUUUAAUGCGUUUGCGGGUCUUUCUGGAUCCAGUGAUGAAAAAUACUCGGAAGCUGGCCACGGAGCAAUGUCUCGGCCAAUCAAAAAGGCAUUCCUUCCCACAAUUCCAUUCAAGCCCACAUCCUGCUGCAAUAACACCAUUAACCCAUAUCCCAGCUACGAACCGCCAAAAGGGGGCGAACUCAAAGCAGAGGCAAAGCCAGUAGUAUCUGGAUCACGACAUAAUACAGUCUUUAAACCAAGCGGAAUCACUGGAUCGUAUCCAAUCAGAAGCAUUAUCGAAGUGUCGUGCCCUUUGGCACCGCCUACGUGGAUCCAAGACUCUCUUUCUGCAGCGGUUUUGGCAGCCGAUUAA
This is a messenger RNA of Batrachochytrium dendrobatidis JAM81, 1023 nucleotides long. RefSeq lists its product as uncharacterized. The transcript is spliced from 7 exons. The coding region runs from base 1 to 1023 and encodes 340 amino acids. The record is from RefSeq and is a predicted model, not a curated record. Gene Ontology annotation, cellular component: centrosome. Lineage: Eukaryota; Fungi; Chytridiomycota; Chytridiomycetes; Rhizophydiales.